AUGUCGUCCCUGGAUGCCACUCCCUCACAGGAGUUACAGCCGCUGCCCCUCCCGGAAGGCGUCUGCAGCCGAUUCAUCGAGACGCGCGAUCUCACGUUCCACAUUCUCGAGGCUGGCGCCACUCCCGCCCACGAUCGGCCGUUGGUUGUGCUUCUGCACGGGUUUCCUGAGAUCGCCUAUUCAUGGCGUCGAGUCCUGCCCCAGCUCGCAGCCGCGGGCUUUCACGCGGUUGCCCCAGAUCAGCGCGGAUUCGGCCGGACGACGGGCUGGGAUACGCGAGCCUACGAGAAUGUGGAUUUGACGAGCUUUUCCAUGACCGAGCUGGUGCGCGAUAUCGUGGUUCUAGUGCAUGCUUUGGGUUAUCGCUCGGUGCAGUGCGUCGCUGGUCAUGACUGUGGUGCUAUGACGGCCGCGACGUGUGCCUUGAUACGGCCGGAUUUCUUCCGGAGCGUGGUUCUCAUGAGCCACCCUUUCAAUGGUAGCCCGACCCUGCCUUUCAAUACUGCAAAUGGAGGCACCGUGGAAGAACAGCGUGCGGCUGCUGCGAGAGGUGGAGGUGGCGGUAUGGAGGGAUCCGCAGCUGCUUCGGGGAUCCAUGAAGCUCUGGCGCAACAUGGCCGCAAACACUAUAAAUGGUAUUACUCGACACCACAGGCGAGUCCUGACAUGUCAUCUUUAUCUCGUGAUCAAAUGCAUCGCUUCCUACGUGGAUAUUUCCAUCUCAAGAGCGGAUCCUGGCCGGGGAACCAGCCGCAUCCACUAAAGAGCUGGACUGCUGAUGAAAUUGUUCAGAUGCCGGGCUACUAUAUCAUGCCAUUGGAAGCUACCAUGCCAGAGACCGUGGAGAGGGACAUGAAGGAGGAGCCAACACAGGGACAGAGUUCCCACUUGUGGCUCCCGGACGACGAACUUGCAGUUUACGCCGGGGAGUAUGUUCGGACUGGCUUCCAAGGAGGGCUGAACUGGUAUCGCGUGCGCACUGCUCCGGGAGGUCGGUAUACUCGAGACUAUGAUACCUUUGCUGGGAAGAAGAUUGAAUGUCCAUGCGCAUUCGUCUCUGGCAAGCAGGAUUGGGGUAUUUAUCAAGAACCCGGGGCACUCGACAAGAUGACCAGCGGUGCGGUUUGUUCUGAUUUCCGUAUUCUCCGUCUGCUUGAUGGAAUUGGACAUUGGGUGCCUCAGGAAAGUCCAAAUGAAGUGGUACAAACCAUUCUCGAGUUGGUACGGGGACUGGAGGGGUAG
Messenger RNA from Penicillium cataractarum, 1242 nucleotides. Its product is annotated as alpha/beta fold hydrolase. The transcript has a single exon. NCBI's taxonomy places the organism in Eukaryota, Fungi, Ascomycota, Eurotiomycetes, Eurotiales, Aspergillaceae. The record is from RefSeq and is a predicted model, not a curated record. Bases 1 to 1242 code for a protein of 413 amino acids. Gene Ontology annotation, molecular function: hydrolase activity.